AUGCUAAUACCAAUCUUUUUGACAGGCACCUUCUUCGGACAGCGCCCGUUGGCCGCCGGCAUGCCACACGCGACCAAUGCCUCUCUACGAUCAGCAUCCACAAAGGCCAAAGCCCAGCCUCAAAAGCGAUCCGACUUUUUCAUGAUUGCACAGGCGCGUCAGCGUAAGGCUGCCAAUCUCUCUCGCCAAAAAGUCCUCCAGACCGAGCGGGAAGCCUCGCUCGGCGACCCGGUCCAGAGCAAGCCUACAACAUUUAUUCAAGAGAUCGAGGCGAUUCAAAAUGGCUCACAGGUUCCAUCUGCAAGCUCAGGUCUGAACUAUUACUUGAAGCCGGACGAGCUCAGCAGCGCAUUGCAAUUCUCGAAGGACCUGACGGAACCGCUUCAAAACCAGGAUCGUGACACCGCCGAUCCCCAGUUGGAGAAGGUAGCCGGAGAGCUGCAUCAGAAGGAGCACCAGAUUGCAGAGGAUGCAAUUCAGCGCAUUGUCAACCUCAGCAAUGGCAAUACGAAAGAUCGCCUGCGGCUGAAUGUGCAGAGGUGUAUUGAGCAAUUUGGGCGACACAAUACCGACUCUAUCCUCCCACCAAAGCCAUCUAGCGCACCACAAGGAUCUGUGUCUGCUCACCAGGAGAAAGUUCCCCGUAUUGGAGUGGAUACUGGCUCCCCCGAGGUGCAGGCCGCCAUCCUUACUGUCAAGAUUAUGAACUUGUCCCGGCAUCUACAGACCGCCAACAAGGAUAAGCACAACAAACGCAACCUCCAGGUUCUUGUUCACAAGCGACAGAAGCUUCUUCAGUACAUCCGGCAGAAGGAACGAGGCGGCCCUCGGUGGCAGAACUUGAUGGAGACACUUGGGUUGUCUGAUGCUGCAUGGAAAGGCGAGAUUGCUCUUUAG
Messenger RNA from Penicillium daleae, 897 nucleotides. Its product is annotated as mitochondrial 37S ribosomal protein uS15m. NCBI's taxonomy places the organism in Eukaryota, Fungi, Ascomycota, Eurotiomycetes, Eurotiales, Aspergillaceae. Gene Ontology annotation, cellular component: ribosome. Gene Ontology annotation, molecular function: structural constituent of ribosome. The transcript has a single exon. Gene Ontology annotation, biological process: translation. The record is from RefSeq and is a predicted model, not a curated record. The coding region runs from base 1 to 897 and encodes 298 amino acids.